Danio aesculapii is the source of this 5319-nucleotide messenger RNA. It is a transcript of the gene uhrf1, whose product is annotated as ubiquitin-like with PHD and ring finger domains 1. The record is from RefSeq and is a predicted model, not a curated record. NCBI's taxonomy places the organism in Eukaryota, Metazoa, Chordata, Actinopteri, Cypriniformes, Danionidae. The coding region runs from base 125 to 2452 and encodes 775 amino acids. The transcript is spliced from 17 exons. Gene Ontology annotation, molecular function: ubiquitin protein ligase activity; protein binding. Gene Ontology annotation, biological process: negative regulation of gene expression via chromosomal CpG island methylation.
UUUCAUUGCGUUUCGCGGCAGGACUGAACUCUAACAAAAGUGCAACGUUUUCACACUUUCAUCACAUUUACCGAGUCAAAAUCACGUCUUCUGUUCCCGAGAAGAAGAUAACAGGUUUGCCGCCAUGUGGAUCCAGGUGCGCACUAUGGAUGGUAAGGAGACCCAUCGGGUCGACUCCCUGUCCAAGCUCACCAAGGUGGACGAGCUGCGUGUGAAGAUCGCCGAACUCUUUAACGUCGAACCCGAGCGGCAGAGACUCUUUUACAGGGGCAAACAGAUGGAGGAUGGUCACACCAUUUUUGACUAUAACGUGGGUCUAAACGACAUCGUUCAGCUGCUGGUUCGGCAGGCGGUUGCAGCCGCGGCACUACCGAAAGACAAGGAGGCGGAGCUGUCCGACUCAGACUCUGGCUGCGGAUCGGCUCAGAGCGAGUCUGAUAAAGGAUCCACACAUGGUGAGAGCGAUGCACAGAGCGCUGGAGCCUCCGGACAGACGGACACCGCAGACCUCAUCGACCCCGGGUUUGGCUUUUAUAAGAUAAAUGAGUUUGUGGAUGCUCGAGACCUGAAUAUGGGCGCCUGGUUCGAGGCUCAGAUCGUCAAAGUGACUAAAACACCAGCUGAAGAUGGAGAAGCUGAGGAGAUCGUUUACCAUGUCAAAUAUGAAGAUUACCCAGAAAAUGGUGUGGUGCAGCUGCGUGGGAAAGACGUCCGUCCGCGGGCGCGAACCGUGUACCAGUGGCACCAGCUGGAGCCGGGAAUGAUUGUGAUGGUGAACUACAACCCAGACGACCCCAAGGAGCGCGGAUACUGGUACGACGCCGAGAUUCAGAGGAAGAGGGAGACGCGCACACAGCGGGAGGUGUUCGGCAAGAUCCUACUCGGGGAGGCCGGUGAUUCCCUGAACGACUGUCGCAUCAUGUUUGUGACUGAAAUCUACAAGAUCGAAGAGCCGGGAAGUGCUGAGGGUUCAGGAGCCUCUUCUGACAGCCCUCUCAAGAGGUCGAACGGUCCGGAGUGUAAGGUGUGUAAAGACGACCCGAAGAAGAACUGCCGCGUCUGCAACUGUCACGUGUGUGGCAUAAAGCAGGACCCCGACAAACAGCUGCUGUGUGACGAGUGCGACAUGGCCUUUCACACCUACUGCCUGAACCCGCCGCUCACCACCAUACCCGACGACGAAGACUGGUAUUGUCCAGAUUGUCGUAAUGAUGCCAGUGAGGUGGUCCUGGCCGGAGAGAAGCUGAAGGAGAGCAAGAAGAAAGCCAAGAUGGCGUCUGCCAGCUCGUCCAGCCAGAGGGACUGGGGGAAGGGUAUGGCAUGUGUGGGACGCACCAAACAGUGCACCAUCGUCCCCUCAAACCACUACGGCCCUGUUCCUGGUGUCCCGGUGGGAACACUCUGGAAAUUCAGAGUACAGGUCAGUGAAUCGGGUGUCCACAGGCCUCACGUGGCAGGAAUUCAUGGCAGGAGCAACGAUGGCGCUUAUUCUCUGGUUCUGGCUGGAGGUUAUGAAGAUGAUGUGGACGAUGGUAAUGAGUUCACCUACACGGGCUCCGGUGGACGAGACUUGUCCGGGAACAAGAGAACAGCCGAGCAGUCCUGCGACCAGAAACUCACCAACAUGAACCGGGCUCUCGCUCUGAACUGUAACGCAGCAGUGAAUGAUAAGGAGGGAGCUGAAGCCAAAGACUGGAAGGCUGGGAAACCGGUGCGAGUCGUGCGCAGCUCUAAAGGACGCAAACACAGCAAAUUCUCUCCUGAAGACGGAAACCGAUAUGAUGGCAUCUACAAGGUGGUGAAGUACUGGCCUGAGAAGGGCAAGUCUGGAUUCCUGGUCUGGAGGUAUUUACUGAAGCGAAAUGAUGAGGAAUCUGCACCGUGGACACGAGAUGGAAAAGAGCGCAUCAAGAAACUGGGCCUCACCAUGCAGUAUCCUGAAGGGUAUCUGGAGGCUGUGGCUGCAAAAGAGAAGGAGAAAGAGAACAAAAACGAAGACGACAUUGAAGAAACGCCAACCAAAGGCAAGAGGAAGAGAAAAUCCCAGAGCAUGGAGGAGAAGAGCUCUCCGACCAAAGGGACGCCGAAGAAGAUGAAGGUGGAGGCGUACAAGCUGAGCAAAGAGCAGAAGGCACUGAUCAAAGAUGAUGAGCUCAACAAGAAGCUGUGGGACGAGGCCAUGGAGUCGCUGAGUCUCGGGCCGCGCUUUGUUAAUAAAGUGGAGGAGGUUUUCCUGUGCAUCUGCUGCCAGGAGGUCGUCUAUCAGCCCAUUACUACAGAGUGCCAACACAACGUCUGCAGGGAAUGCCUUCAGAGAUCUUUCAAAGCCGAGGUCUACACUUGUCCCGCCUGCCGACAUGACCUGGGCAAAAAUUACCAAAUGGCGGUCAACAAACCCCUUCAGGCCAUCCUCACCCAGCUCUUCCCUGGAUACAGCAGCGGCCGGUGUUGACGAUGUCCAAAUUGCGCCACAAUUCCACGAAUCAAAAUGGAUUUCGUGUUUUUAAGAUUAUUUUACAAAUGUGUCAGGUUGUUGUAGCAUGGAUUGAAAACAGUUGAUUCAGCAGCGCUACACGAUUUGUGAUCUGACUGUCUAGCCACUUGACUUCUGUCCGUUGUAGUUUACCGUUGUUUUUUUUUUUUUUUCUGAUAUUGCGAAUUUACAAGUAAAGGUGAUUUCUCUAGUGAUCUAGACGUGUUUUAGCUAUAGGUGCUUCAAUGACGUAUCGUUGUCUUGUAUGCUACACACCAGCACAAUGAACUGCAGCUAUGCACAAUUAUAAUGUUCGUUAACAUUUAUCGCAAGCAGUGAUUUUUGUUAUUCUGAUUAAUUGUACAACAGCAUUGGAUCUAGAAUCCAGAUGAAUUGAUGCCGUUUUUCAGUUAGAACCAUAGCUAUGCAUAUUUACUAUGUUCGAUAACUAUUUUUCACAGUAAUUUGAAAUUUUACAAUGCAUUGUACAUAAACCCUGCCUUAAGAAUCCCGACCAAGCAAACUUAGUCACAAACUUAACUGUGCAUAGCUAGUUCAUUCAUAAUUUUAGUUGGCGCUAAUUUAGUUAGCAUCCUAAACUGUGCGCCAUUUGACAUCUUUACCACAACAUUUUUAGUGUUAAGUAAAUUAAAAAUGAACGGUGUGUGGUGUUUGAUGUUUACCAUAACAUCGUUAUCAUUAACUAAAUUUGAAUCAACAGUGCGACGUUUGACAUUUUUACAAUAACAUUGUUACCGUGUUCGUUAACCCGUCAUUACAAUUCAUUGUACGAAAUCCAUGCCUUUAAGAAUCCCGACCAAACUAACUAGUCGCAAACGUAACCGUGUAUAGCUAGUUCAUUUCAGUUUAGUUAUUGUUAAUUUAGUUUGCCGCAGCAUUUGACUGUUUUUACCAUAACAUUGUUAGUAUCAAGUAAAUUGAAAUGAACUGUGACGUUUUUACCAUAACAUUGCUACCGUGUUUAACAAAUUUUUAAAUUUUUUUGCAGAAAUUUGUCAUUUGCAUUGAUUUGUAUGAAAACCCUGCCGUUAGAAUCCCAACCAAACUGACUAUUCGCAAACUAAAUUAGUCACAAAUGUAACCAUGCAUAUUUUGUUUCAAUUAAGCUAACGCUAGUUUAGUUUGCGUCAUAAACGCGGUGCUGUGUUUAACGUUUUUACCGUAACAUCGUUAGCUUUAAAUUGAAAUAAUGUGACGUUUGACAUCUUUAACAUAACAUCAUUGGAGUUAACUAAAGUGAAAUGAACAUGGCUUACUUUAUAUUGAAAUUGUGCAACGUUUGUGUGACCUGUCAGCAUUAACUAAUGUAAAAUGAACUAGCUAUGCACGAUUAUGAGUUUAAGGUGGCAAUUUUAUUAAGCGGCAAAGAUGGUAGAAUAAAAAUAAAACUAAGUGGACUUGAUGUGCAUCGUCGCAAUGCUAAUCUCCCAAUAACUUUUAUAAACAUAUUUCAUCAUUUAUUACAUUAAGACCAUUUUGAAUGACUAUUUAUGAGUUUCACGUUUUACCAUCGUUAGUGUUAACUCUGUAUAAAUGAACUAGCCAUACAUUUUUCACGAAGCUUGUAAUACUAAUUUCUUUUCAAAGCAAUAUUUUGUAAUUUGAUAAGAUUUUGUACGAGUUGAGUUUAAUUUUCUAUAACAGUGACAUUUGUAUUGUACCAUCAUUAGCAUUAGCGAUGCAUUACCGCAAUGCUAAUCUGUAUUUUUCGAACUUUUUUUUUUUUUCCACUUGAUGUUAACAAAUUUCAUAGCGCAAACCUUUUUGUUACCAACAAUUAGUGCUAACUGAAUUUACAAGCUAGCUAUACAGUGUUUGCGAUUUCUGAUCUCCAAGAUUGUCAUCGCUAGUAAUGCAUUCACUUGACGUUAAUAAGCUUUUAUAUCGGUUUUGAGCCAUGUCUAAAUGUGCAGCAGUAGCAUUUUUACUGUACUAUUGUUAACGCUAACAAAAUAUUUGGAUAAACUAGCUAUGCACUGUUAUGUUUCCAAUGUUAAUGCUCCAACUCCUUCCGAUCCGCAAAUUUACGGUGCCGUAGCUUUACUAGCACACAGAAACGUUUGUUCACGUUUCGACUUUAUUAAAUCUUUUUAUAUUCUAUUGCCGUUAUCGGUAACUAACUAAAUUUAACCUUAAAUCGAUUCACUUUUAGCCAAAUAGUAAUUUACGUAAAUAAAACUUUGAACUUGUACUUUUCGUCUCGCCCAUUUUGAUAAACGAUUAAUUUUUAUAUGCUCUGAAGUUAUUAGAUUUCCGACUGUUUUUGAUUUUUGUUUAUUUGCUUCGAUGUUUAACUGCUGUAUGUUCUUUAGAAAUGGAGUGUCGUUUUCACACUAACUUGCCGUUAUGCAAACAGUGGUCAUGUGCGCGAAACUAGUCCACGAUCUGUAUUUCAGGUGCAUUUUGAGUCGAUCCUGGAUCUGGUUUUAAGCGUCUUGAUUUUACAAAGGUUUUCGAGGUAAAGUCCUUGAACCGUUUUUCCGCACAAAUCCCCAACAGUUUUUCAUUCAGGAAGUAUUUAAGUGCAUCGUCUUUUUCGCCUUGAUGUUUUUCGCUUGUUGUUAUUAUAGUAUUUGCUAAAUAAAUGCCUAAGGCUGCAGAUAAUUACCUUUUUUUUUUUUUGGAGUUUGUUUUAUUUGUUUUCCUUUUAGCUAUACCUCAAUUUCUAAUAUGUGCGUAGACUGGAGCUGUAUAUUCUGAAAUUUGAAAUUGUAUAUUUUUAGCACUUGUAUUUACCCAUUUUAUGUAGUGGUUUCGUAGCUAUUCAUAGCUGGGAUAAGUGCUAUAUUUUUCAAUAAACUGUAUUGAACUUUUAUAUAAAAUAA